AUGAGAGCCAACUCCACUAGUGCUGCUGCUCUCGAGCAAAUGCACUCAAAGCAGAUUGAUCAGUAUCUUUUGCAAGAAAAAAUACUCCGAGAUAAGAUUAUGCUAGAACCUAGAGUGCUUGUUUUGGGCAGUGGGGACAGUGGCAAGACAACUUUAAUGAAGCAGCUCAAAAUUCUGCAUGCUGGAGGAUAUUGCGACCAAGAGCGCCAGUCUUACAACGAAAAAAUAUGCGAUAAUAUUGUCGACUCGAUGCUGGCUAUUCUUGCCUUGCUGCACAUCAAGAAUAUCUCAGUGAAAAAUAUCACAACCAAGACCAAUAUUGAUCUAUUGCGCAAUUAUUUUCAAACAUCCCCCGAAGAAGUACUCCAAAAGCCUCUCACUGCAGAUAUUGCACAGAUUAUUCAGAAAUUAUGGGCCGAUGAAGAUAUUAAGGGUGCUUUUUACAGCACAACUACAAUUCAAGAUACUGCGCCAUACUUUCUUGCAGAUCCAGUCAAGUUUACUUCUUUAUCAUACAAACCAACGGAUACUGACAUUCUCAAUACUCGACUUCCAACCAUCCAGGUCUCAGAAUCGAUUAUCAAGCUUGAAAAGAACACGGUACACUUUUUUGAUGUCGGUGGUCAACAAAAGUACCGGAAACAAUGGAUUCCAUAUUUUGACGAUGUUCACAAUAUUGUUUUUGUUGUUUCGAUAUCCUCAUAUGAUCAACAACUUCAAGAAAAUUCAACCAUCAACCGAAUGCAUGAUGCGCUUGAUUUGUUUGGAAAUAUCUGCAAUGCUCCCCUGUUGAAGCACACCAGUAUGACUUUGAUGCUAAACAAGAGUGAUAUCUUUGCAACCAAAAUUGCAAAAUCACCCAUCAACAAAUACUUUCCAGAUUAUAAGGGCGGCAAUGAUAUAAAAAAAGGCUACCGGUAUUUUGAAAAAAAGUUUAUUUUGCAAAACCAGCAGGAUAAUAAGCGUAUUUCGACUCAUAUCACUUGCUGUACAGACACAAAGGCUAUGGACGUUAUCAUUUCGACUGUACUGACAACAAUGCUUUCGCAAAUGCUUCACUCUAGUGGUUUCAUCUAGACAUCUAAAUGCUGGCACUAAACUAGAUGCAUAAUUGAAAAUCCAAUAAACAAUACAUUUUCAAAA
Batrachochytrium dendrobatidis JAM81 is the source of this 1143-nucleotide messenger RNA. RefSeq lists its product as uncharacterized. Gene Ontology annotation, molecular function: GTPase activity; G-protein beta/gamma-subunit complex binding; guanyl nucleotide binding. The transcript has 6 exons. The record is from RefSeq and is a predicted model, not a curated record. Gene Ontology annotation, biological process: adenylate cyclase-modulating G protein-coupled receptor signaling pathway. The coding region runs from base 1 to 1077 and encodes 358 amino acids. Gene Ontology annotation, cellular component: heterotrimeric G-protein complex. Lineage: Eukaryota; Fungi; Chytridiomycota; Chytridiomycetes; Rhizophydiales.